AUGUCAGAGGUCGAUGUGGAGAAAGUCCGUGACGUCGACGUUCAGGUCAAGAACGCCGAUAUACUGCCUGAACCCGAGAAGCUUCAGCGUAAAUUACGAUCUCGUCAUGCUUCCAUGUUAGCCCUCGGUGGAGCCAUUGGGACGGGUCUGAUCAUCAAUUCCGGCUCCGGUCUCGCUCACGCCGGUCCAGUGGGUCUGCUUCUCGCUUUCAUCUACGUCGGCUCGCUGUGCUAUGCCAUGAUGUGUGCAUUAGGAGAGAUGGCAGCGUUCUUGCCUCAUCAGAAAGGCUUCCCAGGUCAUGCCACUCGUUUCGUGGGACCGAGUUUCGGAGCCGCCACGGGUAUAGCUUACUGGUUGAAGUAUCUUAUCGGAACUGCGACCCAGUAUUCUGCCUGCGCCGUGAUCAUCAAUUACUGGAUACCCACCUCAAAAGUUAACAACGGUGUUUGGAUUGCCAUCUUCAUUGUCUUGACUGGAGUCCUUCAAUUCAUGCCAGUCAGAUACUUUGGCGAGUUUGAGUUCUGGUGCUCUACAUUCAAAGUCAUCGUCUUAACCGGUUUGAUGAUCUUCGCCCUCGUUGCUGAUUGUGGUGGAUUGCCCCCUCACGAAUAUAUUGGCUUCAGAACUUGGAAACAGAUGCCCUUUGUUGAGUAUCUGGUAAAGGGAAGCCUCGGUCGCUUCCUCGGGUUUGUCAGCGCUCUCAUCACAGCGAUUUACUCAUACACUGGCUCCGAGAUGGUGGGUAUCGCCCUUGGAGAGAUGAGCAAUCCGAGAAAGAAUGUUGCCCGAGCCGUCCGCGCAUGCUUCUAUCGAGUUUUGUUCUUGUAUUGUGGCUCGAUUUUCUUUGUCGGCCUUAUCGUACCCGCGAACUCCAAGCUACUGUUGGCGGCGAACAGUAAUUCAACUAACGCAAAUGCCUCACCGUUUGUGGUCGCCAUGUCGAUCGGAGGCGUCAAAGUUCUACCUCACAUCAUCAACGCGGCCGCUCUCAUUUUUGUCGCAUCUGCUGCCAACUCGGACGCCUAUGUCAACUCGAGGACUGCAUACGCGUUGGCUGCUGAUGGUAACCUGCCCAAGAUCUUCCUUCGGACCAACCGAUUCGGAACACCCUGGUUCUCCGUGCUUUGCACAAUGACAUUCUCCUGCCUUGCUUUCACCGCUUGUCAGACUUCGGCGUUCGUCGUUUUCAAAUAUUUCGUCUCGGCUGUCACCCUCAUGUCGACCAUCGUGUGGAUGAUGAUCAUGUUCACCCACCUCCGAUUCAUCCGAGCCUGUCGGGUGCACGGUAUUGACCGCCAGUCCCUGCCAUACGUAUCGAAGUUGAACCCAUUCCUGUCAUGGUGGGGGAUCAUAGGCACGGGGAUUGUCAGUAUCACCAAAGGCUUCGACGCCUUCAUCCACAAAUUCAACAAGAUCAGCUUCGUCACCAAUUACAUUGCCUUCCCUGUAGUACUGGUGGCUUACGUCGUGUUCUCCUUGAGGUACAAGGAAUGGAUUACUCCUAUUGAACACCUGGAUCUCAGCGGUACUCGUGUAUUCCAAGGAGACGAGCUCGAUGAGGAGGAAUAUGAGCCUGAGCGUAAGGCCGGAGUCAUCGGAUGGUUGAAAUAUAUGUGGACCUCGUAG
Messenger RNA from Kwoniella shivajii, 1626 nucleotides. RefSeq lists its product as uncharacterized. The transcript has 9 exons. Gene Ontology annotation, cellular component: membrane. Gene Ontology annotation, biological process: amino acid transmembrane transport. NCBI's taxonomy places the organism in Eukaryota, Fungi, Basidiomycota, Tremellomycetes, Tremellales, Cryptococcaceae. Gene Ontology annotation, molecular function: amino acid transmembrane transporter activity. The record is from RefSeq and is a predicted model, not a curated record. The coding region runs from base 1 to 1626 and encodes 541 amino acids.